Messenger RNA from Orycteropus afer afer, 1254 nucleotides. It is a transcript of the gene GPR151, whose product is annotated as G protein-coupled receptor 151. The record is from RefSeq and is a predicted model, not a curated record. Gene Ontology annotation, biological process: G protein-coupled receptor signaling pathway. NCBI's taxonomy places the organism in Eukaryota, Metazoa, Chordata, Mammalia, Tubulidentata, Orycteropodidae. Gene Ontology annotation, molecular function: G protein-coupled receptor activity. Gene Ontology annotation, cellular component: membrane.
AUGCUGGCAGCUCUCUUUGCAGACUUCAAUUCCAGCACCAUGAACGUGUCCUUUGCUCACCUCCACUUUGCAGGCGGCUACCUGCCCUCUGACUCCAAGGACUGGAGGACCAUAGUCCCAGCUCUCCUGGUAGCUGUCUGCCUGGUGGGCUUCGUGGGGAACCUGUGUGUGAUUGGCAUCCUCCUUCACAGUGCUUGGAAAGGAAGAUCAUCCAUGAUCCACUUUCUGAUUCUGAAUCUCAGCCUGGCUGAUUUCUCCCUUCUGCUGUUUUCUGCACCAGUCCGAGCUAUAGCAUACUCCAAAGGUGUUUGGGAUCUAGGUUGGUUUGUCUGCAAGUUCUCUGACUGGUUCAUCCACACAUGCAUGGCAGCCAAGAGCCUGACAAUCAUUGCAGUGGCCAAAGUAUGCUUCAUGUAUGCAAGUGACCCAGCCAAGCAAGUAAGUAUCAACAACUGCACCAUCUGGUCUGUACUAACAGCGAUCUGGGCUGUGGGUAGCCUGUUACCUCUGCCCGAAUGGUUUUUUAGCACCACCAGGCAUCAUGCUGGUGUGGACAUGUGCAUCCUGGAUGUACCAGCUGUGGCUAAAGAGUUCAUGUCUAUGUUUGGUAAGCUGUACCCUCUCCUUGUAUUUUGCCUUCCAUUACUCUUUGCCAGCAUUUAUUUCUGGAGAGCUUACGGCCAGUGUCAGAAACGAGGAACUAAAACUCAGAAUCUUAGAAAUCAGAUCCGCUCAAAGCAACUCACAGUGAUGUUGCUGAGCAUUGCUGUCACCUCUGCUAUUCUAUGGCUCCCUGAAUGGAUAGCAUGGCUGUGGGUAUGGCAUCUGAAGGCUGGAAGUCCAACCCCACCACAAGGGUUCAUAGCCCUGUCUCAAGUCCUAAUGUUUUCCAUUUCUUCAGCAAAUCCCCUCAUUUUUCUAGUGAUGUCAGAGGAGUUCAAGGAAGGCUUGAAAGGCUUAUGGAAAUGGAUGGUAACCAGAAAACCUCCAACUGCCCCAGAGUCUCAGGAAACACCAGCUGGCAACUCAGAGGUUCUUCCUGAUCCAUCUCCAGAGUCCCCAACCUCCAUACCAAACAAAGAGAAACCAGACUCUUUCUCCUCCAGCAAAAAGAAAACUGAAAAGGCAGGGAUUCCCAUUCUCCCUGAUGUAGAGCAGUUCUGGCACGAGAGGGACACAGUCCCUUCUGCACAAGACAAUGAUCCUAUCCCCUGGGAACAUGAAGAUCAAGAGACAAAGCAUAGCGAUGAAUAG